AUGACUCUCCCCCGAAGCGUCAAAGUCCGCUCGACUUGCAACGCCUGCCAGCAGGCUAAGAUCCGCUGCAGCCAUGAGAAACCCUCGUGUCGACGGUGCCAGAAGCACAAUAUCGACUGUGUCUACAGCGUCUCGAGGCGGUUGGGAAGACCGGCAAAGAAGAGGGACCCGGAUGAUAGGAGGAGGAAGCCGAAGAAGGAAGUUGAGGAAACGCAGGAUAUCGACUUCACCGAUAGCUGGCUACAAGACUUCAUCACGGAUCUCCCAGAUACUGGAAUCUUGGAUACCGUGACCGACACUAGUGCGUUGGACUCGAUAGCAACGUCUACCAGUCUCCCCGAUCCAGAUCCCCACACCAUCCCCUACUACGAUCCGGUCCUUCUCCAGUCUAGUCCAGACACACUCGAUAUGGACAUGGCCCUCUUGCCCAUGGACAUGGACACCUCGACUUCCCCAGCAGACACACUCCCUUCGCUUCCGACACCCGUCUCACCACCCAUUGACACCAGCCCUAACCAUAACCAUAAUGGUAAUGCAAACCUUCACUUCCGCCAACCCCAACCACCUCCGUCAGCACACGGACCCAUGCCCCGAAGACCCUACGACGAAUACCAAUUCCCCGACCCGUCAUCCACAUCCUCCCUCCCAACAUCCCUGGACAUCAAUGCCAAUAUUGAUCCCUAUACCUGUCAAUGCCAGUGCCACGAGCACACACUCCGCGAAAUCAUCCGCGUAAACAUGACCCUCUGUGCUGCAUCCCGUAUAGCCCCCGCCGGAACUAUUGACGCAAUCCUAACGUCUCAACGGGGACUGCAGAAUCUCGCCGAGACGAUAAUGCAGUGCUCAAUUUGUGCGGGAACCCGACUGACGCUGCUCACGAUUGUCAUGGUUACCAUUGAUAGUUUGAUUUCGGCGAUGGAGGUUAUUACGGCUUCUUCGGCUGGUUCUCCUGGAGCGGGGACUGGAGCGGCGGAGGAGGUGUUUGGGAGGUAUCCUUCCCCAAAGGGGGUUGGAAGUGGGAGUGCCAGUGGCACAAAUGCUGGCGGGGGUGGGGGAGGUACCUUUCUCAAGUCUCAGAUUGAGGCGUGUCCGUUGUUGGUUGGGAGCUUUCGUGUACCGCAAGAGGAGAAGUACACGUUUGUCAAACAAGUUCUGCAGACCAGGCUUGGGGGGUUGUUAACGACUAUUCGUCGGAUUCGGUUCUGUACGCAAGAGAUGCUGGCUGGGACUGCGGCACGAGGACGGUUGAUGAUGAUGAUGGAGACGGAUCGAAGGUUGCAAAUGGUUAUGAUGAGGAUGAGGAUGCUAGGUCGAUAG
This is a messenger RNA of Aspergillus glaucus CBS 516.65, 1317 nucleotides long. Its product is annotated as Zn(II)2Cys6 transcription factor domain-containing protein. Gene Ontology annotation, molecular function: DNA-binding transcription factor activity, RNA polymerase II-specific; zinc ion binding. The transcript is spliced from 2 exons. The coding region runs from base 1 to 1317 and encodes 438 amino acids. Lineage: Eukaryota; Fungi; Ascomycota; Eurotiomycetes; Eurotiales; Aspergillaceae. The record is from RefSeq and is a predicted model, not a curated record. Gene Ontology annotation, biological process: regulation of DNA-templated transcription.